Molecule: messenger RNA, 528 nt
Organism: Vitis riparia (riverbank grape)
Lineage: Eukaryota; Viridiplantae; Streptophyta; Magnoliopsida; Vitales; Vitaceae
Product: disease resistance protein RUN1-like
Exons: 1
Coding region: 1-528 (175 amino acids)
Biological process (GO): signal transduction
Source: RefSeq, a predicted model, not a curated record
AUGGCUUCCCAGAUCAGUAAAACAGCGUCUUCUUCUUCUUCUUCUUCUAUGUCUCCUACUUCCAUCUCUAAAGAUGAGUAUGAUGUCUUCUUGAGUUUCAGCCGGGAAGACAUCGGCAAAAGUUUUGCUGAUCAUCUAUAUGCAGCUUUGGUUAAAAAAGGGCUUCAUCCCUUUAGAGAAGCUAUUGGAAAACCUGAAAGCAAAGAAGCUAUUUCAUCGGAAUCCUUGAUGGCUAUUGAGAAAUCGAAGGUUUUCAUUGUAAUGUUCUCCAAAAGCUAUGCUCAAUCCCGCUAUAAUUUGGAUGAACUUGUCAAAAUCAUGGAGUGCACACAAGCAACGAGAAAAGUAGUUGUUCCAGUUUUCUAUCAUGUGAAUCCAUCUGAUGUGCGGAAACAAAAGCGUAGUUAUGGAGAAGCAUUUCACGAUCACGACGCAAAGCAGGAGAAGGAAAAGAUAGACAAUUGGAGGACCGCCUUGACGGAAGCAAGCAAAUUAAAAGGAUAUUAUCAUCUUGAUCAAGACCGGUAA